Molecule: messenger RNA, 1141 nt
Organism: Salpingoeca rosetta
Lineage: Eukaryota; Choanoflagellata; Craspedida; Salpingoecidae
Product: proteasome subunit alpha type
Exons: 10
Coding region: 183-962 (259 amino acids)
Biological process (GO): ubiquitin-dependent protein catabolic process
Cellular component (GO): proteasome core complex; proteasome core complex, alpha-subunit complex; nucleus
Source: RefSeq, a predicted model, not a curated record
UUUUCCGUACUGCACAAAACCAUCGACAACCGACUGACGGCGAUUGCUGAGACAACCGCUUCACCGCUGCUCUUCCACCGUCUGCCUCCUUCUUCAUCCUUCUUUGCUGGAGCAAGCAAGCAGGGGACGCCACCGCUUGUUGUUAUUGUUGAGUGAGGACAAGACAACACACACACACGACCAUGAGCUCCAUUGGCACAGGGUAUGACUUGUCGGUGCAGACAUUCUCGCCGGCCGGUCGCGUGUUCCAGAUUGAAUACGCACAAAAGGCAGUGGACAACAGCAGCACUGUGAUUGCUCUGCGUGGCAAGGAUGGUGUGGUGUUUGCCGCCGAGAACACAAUUGCCUCCAAGCUGCACGAGGCAAAGACAACCCGCCGCGUCGCAACCAUUGAUCGCCACAUUGGCCUGGCCUACUGCGGUUUUGUCACAGAUGGUCGCUCGGUUGCCAACGAGGCGCGCUCGUAUGCCACCCGCUUCCGUGACCUCUACGGGCACCCCAUGCCAGUCUCGAAACUGAACGACGAGCUGAGCGGCUACUUCCACAUGCUCACACUCUACGGCGCCGCCCGCCCCUGCGGCUGCAGCGUGCUGCUGGGUGCGUACGAUGCGGCCAAGGGUCCACAGAUGUACAUGAUCGAGCCCUCCGGUGUCUCAUGGGGCUACUACGGCUGUGCACUCGGCAAGAACAAGCAGCCUGCACACGCUGAGAUUGAGAAGCUCAAGCUGUCGGAGAUGACGUGCAAGGAGCUUGUCAAGGAGGCCGCACGCAUCAUUUAUGCGACACACGACGAGUCAAAGGACAAGGACUUUGAGCUUGAGCUUGCGUGGGUGUGUGCGGACAGCAACGGGCAGUUUGAGCACGUGCCUGAGGAGCUGCACAAGGAGGCGGAGUCCUUUGCCCAGACGAGCAUGGAGGAAGACAGCGACGAGGAGGAUGACUCUGAUGAGGACGAGGACUGAGCAUCCAACUGACAAGACCACGCACCGUGGCUGUCCUGCUUUUGCCAUUGUGUGUUGCAUGCGUGUGUCGUUUUUCAUGUUGUCGUUUGGUUCCUGUGCACGCAUUGCACGCAUUGCUUGCUUGCAUUCUUGCUUGCUUCCUUGGUGGUUGAUGGGAUAAAGGGGACAUACGAAAAGAG